Messenger RNA from Balaenoptera musculus (blue whale), 2498 nucleotides. It is a transcript of the gene C6H8orf58, whose product is annotated as chromosome 6 C8orf58 homolog. NCBI's taxonomy places the organism in Eukaryota, Metazoa, Chordata, Mammalia, Artiodactyla, Balaenopteridae. The coding region runs from base 496 to 1677 and encodes 393 amino acids. The record is from RefSeq and is a predicted model, not a curated record. The transcript is spliced from 7 exons.
CUUCCCUCCGCCUGCACGUGCGGCUCCAUUUCCUUCCGCGCUCGCGUCCGGUCGCCGCCGCCCCCCAUCCCCGCUCGGGUUCAUUUCGGCGGCAGGAAGACAGACCCCGCUUGGAAACCGAGGGCGGGGUGACCCCGCGCCACGAACCAGACGGCGUCUCCGGGCAGGGCUCCCCGCUCCACGUCCGCGGCCGGCCGUGCGGGGCCGCCGGGGCCCGAAGGACGGCAGAUCGGGGCCCGCGCCCCGCCGGCACUGGGGGCGGGGCGGGUUGGGGGGGGGGACCAGGCCCCGCCCCCGCGGCCCCUCUCGGAGCGCCCGCACACCUGCGCACCCCUCCCGCCGUCCCUCCCCCAUCCCCGCUGGGAGUGUCCGGGGGCCUCGCCUAGCCAGGUCCGGACGCGCACCCGACAGCGGCGCGGGGACGCCGGCCGGGAUCGCUCCGUCCGGCUGCAGCGGCCACGGCCGGGGCGCCUUGUCGGGGCUGGGAUUGGGGCCAUGCUGGGCCGGCGGCGCGUCUUCGCCGUGGAGCCGCUGGGCGGCCGGGAUGGGGCUGGCGAGGACCUGGCACGUGGUUGUGUAGUGCCUGGAGUCACCAGCACCUACAGACGGAUCCCGGAUGCCGCUCCAGGGUGGUCGGCAGAGCCCUGCAAGGGGCACGGCAGGCUGAGAGCACCCGGGAGCCAGGUGCCGCUUCUCAAACUGGCCUCCCAGGACUCAGGAGUGGAGAUGGCGGUUGGGGACAGCUCCCUAGCCACCUCACCGGGCCUUUCUCAAGACUCUCUGAACUUUGAGCCCACGCGGAGCGCUGAGCCCCUGGCCCUUGGUGCCAUGCAGCCUCCUGCCCACCUAAGCCGGCUUCUAGCCAGCCGUAAGCUGGAGCAGGUGCUGGAGCGGUCCCGCCAGCUCCCGACUUCCUCUGCUAGCUUGUCACACCACCGCUCCCCAAAGCCGCCAAGCAACCCUGAGUGUGAAAUGCCCCUUUUUGGAGCAGGAGGACAGGAGGCCACCGAGGCAGAGAGUGACCUAGAGGCAGGCCUGGAAGAAGCAGAGGUGGUGGGGGGCUUGGGGCCUGAAGCCUGGGCCUGCCUCCCAGGGCAGGGUCUUCGCUACCUGGAACACCUGUGCCUGGUGCUGGAGCAGAUGGCGAGGCUGCAGCAGCUCUGCCUGCAGCUGCAGACUCGGAGGGGCCCUGGGGUGAGUGAGCUGUGGGCAGUCGGGCCAGCGGGCAGGCAGGAUCCUAAAGAGGAGGAGAAGCCGGCCCUGGCGCCUUCACCUCCACCCUCUCACGCCCCGGGCAGUGAGGUACACGGGCAGUGGGAGCGGCUCAGCCAGACAGAGGAGACAGGAGCAAGGACAGCUUCCGCCCCAAAGGUAGGGGUGCCCAGCGCCAGCCCUUCCAGGCUGUCAGAGGCCCUGGCAGAGCCAGCUCACACCUUUCCAUCCUCCCAGGGACACAGGCGGGAUCUCUCGCACUGGAACAAGGUCAAGGUCCUGCUCAACCGGAUCCGGUGGAGGAGCCCUCGACCUGCUGAACCCGCUGCCCCUUGUGAUGGCUCUGCCCCCAGGAUUGCAUCAAGGGACCUCCCUGAAAGGCCUGCAGGCCAAACCCUCCAGAAGACCUUUAUGCCAUCAUUAGUGGUUAAGAAGCAACGAGCAAAAAACGUUACUGUAUGCUGAGACUUCCUGGUGCAGGGAUGUAACCCCAGCUCGGGGGGAGUGCAGUGAAGUCUUCUUCCUCGCCCUCUGCCCUGUUGCUGCUUCUGGGCACUGCCAGGAAAAGCUGUUGAUGCUCAGUUUUCUCUCUGAGGCGAGGGCUGAGUCUUUCUCCUCUGAGCAGCCAAGGAACCCUGGGUCCCUGAGAGGCCCCAAGGUGCAGCAGCUCUUGGGCUCCUCCCUGGUCGCCAGAAAUCCCUGGGCUUAGGCAAUGUGAACUUACUGAUUCAUCUGGCGUCCAUGGAGUGUGUUUGGCGUGGUGAUCUGUCGGGGCCCAACGUGUCGCUGGGGACUGUGGGACUGUCAGUGUUGUGAACUGGCUGGAUCCAACCAUCUCUCUGGAAUCAUGCACUCAAAGAGUCAGUCUUCAGGGUGAGGUAACUGCAGAACGAUGGACUUGACCUUCACUCCUGAGCAGGCAGUUACUGAUCUGGAGUCCUCCCUUCCUCCUCAUGCUUGCAUGGGCAGCCCCAGGACAGAGAAGGGUGCUCUCUUGGCUGCCUCUGCAUUGAAUCUUGCCUGAAGACUGUACCAGGGAUGGGAGUCAAGGACAACAUGGGGAACAGCAGAGUAAUCUUCAAGGUCUAUUCUCAGCUGCUUUACUCCUUACUAGCCUUUCCACAUCACAGCUGAAACCAGAGGCCCAUACUAGCUUUUAGACCUUGACAAAAAUCCCUUAACUUUUCUGAGCCAUAGCUUCCCACUUAAUCUCCCAAAUGGUAUAAUGAUGCCUGUCCUACCUACCUCACAGUCUUGUUUUGAGGGUAAAGUGAGAUUAAACUAUC